Molecule: messenger RNA, 7573 nt
Organism: Chelonia mydas (Green sea turtle)
Lineage: Eukaryota; Metazoa; Chordata; Testudines; Cheloniidae
Gene: TSEN15
Product: tRNA splicing endonuclease subunit 15
Exons: 4
Coding region: 57-581 (174 amino acids)
Biological process (GO): tRNA splicing, via endonucleolytic cleavage and ligation
Molecular function (GO): nucleic acid binding
Source: RefSeq, a predicted model, not a curated record
GAGCACUUAAUGCAGUGCGCCGCCCGGAACGAAGCCGCGCUGCAAGCAGGAGCCGUAUGGACGAGGCGGGCUGCGCGGCUCCGGGCACUGCCCCGAGCGGGCCGGAGCGGGAGGCCUGGGGGUCGCCCCGCGGCAACUGGAUGGCGACUCACCCUAAGCUCACGGAGAUGAUGUCAUUGGAUGUGGCUGACAGCACUCAAGUAUAUGCUGCGUUCUUAGUUUACUUGGACCUCUUAGAAGGCAGAAACUGGCAUGAAGUGACAUGCGUUGGACUAGCAGAACUCCAGCUCAUAUGUCUCCGUGGGCAUGAGAGAGAAGCUGAGAAUUUACAGAUUGUGGUGCCAACACCUGUCCACAUGCCAUUCACUCAUCAGAGGCUCAGAGAGAUCAUGAAGAAAGCAUGUAUUCCACAAGAUGGAACAGAUUCCCCACUGUCGGUUAUCCUGGCUAUAGUUGAGUCAGAUUCCACAGUAGUCUAUUAUAAACUGACAGACGGUUUCAUAAUGCCAGACCCUCCUGAUGAUACUGAAGACGUGGACAAUAAACAGUGGAGAAAGAAAAGAAGGAAGCUUUUGAGAUGACUUUAAGACAAAGACGAACUGUUUCUUGGCCCCUUAUUUUCAAAUCUAAACAAAUUCAGUAAUUUGUGUAUGUAAAUUAGAAGGUACAAUGGCUUAACUGCUGCAUUGCAAAUCUUCACUUGCUCUGCAGAACUCAGACUUCUGCAGCAUGCCUCAAAGUAAAAUGGUUUGUAACAUGUUUCAAGGACCUGACUUUUGUACAAGGCAAGUUACUCCUUCCUCCUGUCUUUUUUUUUUUUUUUUGAGAAGCAGAAGGUUUCAAACUUUGUCCCUUCUUCACACACGCCCCUACAUUUGUGGGAAUGUAAAGACUUAACAGAGUCAGACCUAUGGCAUAAUUUUAAAGGUAAAUAUUGAAAUAAAGUAAGCUGUUCUUUAGUGUAGUGUGGUUGGAGUGAGGGUCUUCAAACAUACACUUCUGCGUAAGUUAAAAAGGCAGUAGUUUGUCCUACUCAUGGCACCAAGAGCAUUUAAAAUAUAAAUUUCACCUGCUCCUUCACUUUUGGGCCUCUUACUGCUAUAUUUAGAGCAAAAUAGAGUAGGUUUUGUCCAGGAAUAUUUUCUUUUGGUUUAAACGUUUUGCAACUGGAAAAAUGAUAUGACUGUGAUAAUUCCCAAGGCUACUAGAAAGAGGCAUGGUCCGGUGAUUAAAGCCCAAGACAGUGGUUCUCAACCUGCGGCCCGUGGGCUGCUUGCGGCCCAGUCAGCACACAGCUGCAGCCCACGUGACAUCCUCAGGGCAUACAGAUAGUAUUGGAUGCGGCCCACAAUGGUAACUAGGUUGAGAACCACUGGCCCAAGGUUCAGCGACUCCUGCAAUGUAACCCUAGUGGCCAAUCACUAAGGUCCAGUCUACAUAAGCAAAUGUACAUGUCAGUAGAUACUUGGAGGACUAGCUUAUUAUACCACAAAGUUAAACACUGUUCGUUACCCAUGUGAAUGAAAAUGGGAGGGGAAGCAGGUUGAAGAUCCAGCGUUCAGUAACGUGGUGUUAACUGUGUCCAGCCCUAUCUAUACAGUCCAAGAACAAACCAUUUGAUGAGAAAUUCAGAGACCUCUUGUGUUAUAACAUGAUCUCUCAACACAGUAAAUUUUUGUGUGUGAAUGGCUCCUUAUUCUCUUGCCUCAGUUACCCCAUUUAAAAUAUGGGUUCUAUUACCUAUUUUUAAUUGGCUAAUCUUUAGAGUCUUUUGAAACUGAAGACAAUGCCUAGGAGCUACUAAUUACACAUUUUUUCUAUACCACAUAGGCUGCUGCAGCUGGUGUGCCAAUUUGUGCACCAGUCAGCCACUCUCAACACAGUCUGACCAUUACCUCCUGGGGGUAGGGACCAUGUCCUCCUAUGUGUUUAAACAGCACCUAGUACAGUAGGGCCCCCAAUGUGAGUGUAACCCACAUUAUUUAUAUCUCCAGUGUAGCCUCUAUGGGUUAAACUAGUUGCCUGAACGAUGUUUCAGCUGGUUAUAGGGGAAGGGGAAACAAAGUUUAAAUUGUUGGUACUGCCAUGGGAAUUUUCCAUGCUUUCAUUCAGUAGUUUUCUUUAAGUUUAACUUUAACUUGGAAUUUUUGGCUUUCUAAUGCAAGUUCCAUAUCUCAGAAAUGGCUUUUAAAGUACAUGUAAAAAUUCACCUAGGGUCAAGGACCACAUAUGGAAAAUUUCAAGCAAAAGGCCUGUUUUUGUUCAGUUCAGGAACAGGGGAGGAUCCAGUUUCAGGCUCAGAAUGAAAUGAUAGUUAACCUUUAGUCUCUCCUCAAUAGGACAGACUAGAAAUCCUUGGUGAUUUCAGAGUUUAAGAUUUUUAGUUUCACGUAGUCAAACAGGCUGGGGCAGCAGCAACGUCUAGUGAGAAAAGCAGGGGGCAAUAUGUACAGCAUGAUACUAGCCCUGCCUUCACCAAGGUCUUGCUGUGCGACCCUGGGCACUGCAGUUAGGUCCCAAUUUAGCAAAGCACUUAAACAGGUGGUGAAGCCCUACUGAAGUCAAUGGGACUUAGGUGCACUUCAGCACAUGCUCUGCUGUGUAGAGAUAGACUUAAGUAUGUGCUUAAAUCCUUAAUUGAAUUAGAGCCUUAAACUCUGCAACUCCAGUGUCUCACCUCUAAAAUGGAGCUACUAUGGAUAGACUUGCCUGUCUAUCCAAGGUACCUGUAUAUUGUACAGUAUCAGAGCACCUCACAAUCUUUAAUGUAAUCCUUGGCUAUAAAGUGCUAAUAAGUGCAAAUAUAAAUUUAAUCCUGUCCCUGGUGGUGAUAUCCAUCACUUACGUGCAUUCUUACUACACAGCGUUUUAGGGCCAGAUCCUCAUAAGGUGGAAAUCAAUGUAAUUCCAUUGGUGUUACUGGACUUACAGUAAUUUACAGCAGCUUCCUGUAGCACAUGAAUACCUACUUCUCACACGUUAAGGUUUGCUCCUUUGCUAUUAACCAUUGCCUGUUUCAAACUGAAUUAGGAGAAUGGGAUACAACAGAUGGGCAAGUGCCCUGAUCUGUUUGGGUAACUGAACAGAACGCAUAGCCAGGCAACGUGUCUGGAGAUUAUAUUAUGUGCCUUAAUGUACAUUUUUACACACACAAACAAAAUGGUUGCUUUUUAUACAGUCUCUUCUGACCUCUCCUUACAGAAAAGCUCCUGUGUUUAGUCAUGUGGAAAUUAAAAGAGAAGAAUUUCUACCAUUCUAAAGCUUGCUCCGCUCAUGAGGAAAAAGCAAUCUGUCUCUUUUUGGACUGCAGCCAGAAUGCAUUAAAAGGUAGCUCUGUAUUGAUUCCUGAUAUGCUGAAUCUGGCCAUGACACCCAUAUUUUAUGAACUCUGCUGUUCAGUCCAUAAAGUACAUCUCACACUUCAUUUGGCUACAUACCACCAGCUAAACUGUCCUCAUAUAAGCAGUAAAAUACUUAAACCCCAGUGUAGGUAUGUGCUGGAAAAAAAGUUUUAGUUUUAUGUAAAGAAGCUUGUAAAAUACUCUAUACAAUGCAGAAUUUAUACUUGUGCUGAAUGCUACUAACGCCAUAGCAAUUUCUCUUGCAUUUGCCCUGCUGUCAGGGAAGCAUUUGUACUUUGUGGUUUGCUGCAGAACUGAUACGUUAGGAUGACUUUUUUUCUUUAGCUAAAAAUUAUUAAAACGAAGCAUAAUUCAAACCAACCUUUCUGUAUACAGAAAAGUACCCAGCUCCAGAAAUUGACUUAGAGCAACAAACUGUAUUUCUUUGACCUCAGUAGUUAGUACCCCCACCACCACCAAAAAAAUCAAAACCAAAAGAUGUUUCAUGUCUGUUAAAGCAUGACUGUAGAGGUCUUUAUCGAGACUCUCUAUAAUAGAGCUUGCUUUUUGCAUUUCCGAGUUAAUGGGUUUUUUUUAAAACAUCGCUGCACUUUCUAUUCUCCAUGUAACGGUUAAAGCCGGGGUGGGGAAUCUCCGGCCCAUGGUCUGGAUCCGGCCCAUGGUCUGGAUCCAGCCCACUGCUUCAUUUCAUCCAGCCUGCAGCAAGUCUCCACGCCGCAGGCCAGAAGCCCCGGCGCGCCCCCCCCCCCCAGGGCUGGAGCCACAAGUGCUGGGUUGUCAGAAGUCGGGUCAGCUCCACACAGCUCCUGGCACGGCCCUGCAGCCCCCAGCGCCGGCUCCACAGCUCCCAUUGGCCCAGAACGGUGACCAAUGGGAGCUGCGUGCACAGGCAGCACACACUGCGCACAGCCCCUUGGCCUCUGCCUAGGGGUUGGACAUGGCAGCUGCUUUUGGGAGCAGUGCGGAGCCACAUCAGGCAGGGAGCCUGCCUUAGCCCCACUGCACCGCCAAACGGGAGCCACCUGAGGUAAGUGCCGCCCAGCUGGAGCCUGCACCCUGAACCCCCCUACCCCAGGUCGGAAUCCCUUCCUGCACCCUAACUCCCUCCCAUACCCCAACCCCCUGCCCCAGCCCUGAGCCCCCUCCCGCACCCAAACCGUUUCCUGGAACUCAUACCCUGAACCUCCUGCACCCCAACCUCCAGCCCUGAGCCCCCUUCCGCACCCAAACCGUCUCCUGGAACUCAUACCCUAAACCUCCUGCACCCCAGCCCUGAGCCCACUCCCACACUCCAAACCCCUUGGCCCCAGCCUGGAGCCCUCUCCUGCACCCUAAACUCCUAUCCACAGCCCCAUACCAGAGCCUGCACCCCAAGCCAGAGCCCUCACCUGCACCCCAACCCUCUGCCUCAGCCUGGAGCCCUCUCCUGUGCCCUGAGCCCCUCAUUUCUGGCCCCACCCCAGAGUCUAGGGGAAACCCAGAGCCUCUGAACCCCCACCCUGUGGGGCUUUAUGUGGCCUGUGACUGAUUUUUUUCUGUGGGUCAGUGGCCCUGAUAGAAAAAAAAUUCCCCACCCCUGGCUUAAAGGUAAACAAAGGGUCAUUUAGAAAAAAUUAAGUUUAGAUCCUUAUUUGGCUUAGCGCCACUGAAAGUCUAUCUGUGUUGAUGUCAUAUGCAGCCCCAUUGCAGACCUGGAGCCCAUUGGUACUGUAAAAAUACAGAAUGACAAGACUGCCCCUCAAACAGCAUUGACUGACAGUUGCUGAGGAUCAGGCCAUUAGUAUUUUAAAGUCCCAAAACAUUGUUUAUACAUGCUGCAUUAAAAUGUUUCAUUACUUGCUUUAUUGUAAGUGAGAGAAUAUCUAUAGUUGUACAAGAAACUCUGAACCUUGAGCGCUUGUCUGGGUCAGCAGCUUUUCAAGUUCACCUUUAAUAGGCAUCAAGAUAAGUUUCACAGUCUACACCUUGCUCUCUUAAAGACUACUUUUAUAGACUAAGUACAGUUUAACCAGCUACUUUUAACAUGUAGAGAUGUUCUGGAGCAAAAGUACACUUUUUCAUGAAAUUAUUGUAUCAAUUCAUGCCUCUCUGCAGGGGGAUGUGUGUAUUCAGGCCUACUCAGAACUGUGAGAUGUUGUUACAAUUUUUCUUCAGGUUUGUCAUUGUAAUUGGAUGUCCAUUAAUGUAAGUAUCAAUUCUGGUUUAUGGAGUGUCUGGUUCUUUCAGGAGUUGUUGGCUUCACCUCCCAAAUUGUGUACUUUACAUGACUAUGUAAUGCAGCUGUCUUGUGUACAGCAACUUAUGUGAAAAUGCUAUUUGUUUUCUACGAUGGCUGUCUAGAGAGUAAAAAAAUUAAUUGUGUGAUUAAAAUUAAUUGUGAUUAAUUGCACUGUUAAACAAUAAUAGAAUACCAUUUAAAUAUUUUGGAUGUUGUCUACAUUUUAAAAUAUAUUGAUUUCAAUUAUAACAGAAUACAAAGUGUACGCUGCUCACUUUAUAUUAUUGAUUACAAAUACUUGCACUGUAAAAAAAAAUUUUUGUUCAAUUCACCUAAGUACUGUACUGCAAUCUCUUUAUCAUUAAAGUUGAACUUACAAUUGUAGAAUUAUGUUAAAAAAAAACUGCAUUCAAAACUAAAACAUUUGUAAAUCUUUAGAGACUACAAGUCCACUCAGCCCUAUUUCUUGUUCAGCCAAUCACACAGACAAACAAGUUUGUGUACAUUUUCAGGAGAUAAUGCUGCCUGCUUCUUGUUCACAUUGUCACCCGAAAGUGAGAACAGGCAUUCCCAUGGCACUGUUGCAGCCGGGCGUCGCAAGAAAUUUACAAGCCAGAUGUGCUAAAGAUUCAUAUGUCUUUUCAUGCUUCAUCCACCAUUCCAGAGGACGUGCAUCCAUGCUGACGGGUUCUGCUCCAUACCGAUCCAAAGCAGUGCAGAUCGACACGUUCAUUUUCAUCAUCUGAGUCAGAUGCCACUAGCUGAAGGUUGAUUUUCUUUUUUUGGUGGUUUGGAUUCUGUAGUUUCCACAUCAGAGUGUUGCUCUUUUAAGACUUCUGAAAGCAUGCUCCACACCUCAUCCCUCUUAGAUUUUGGAAUGCACUUAAGAUUCUUAAACCUUGGGUCGAGUGCUGUAGCUAUCUUUAGAAAGCUCACAUUGGUACCUUCUUUGCAUUUGUCAAAUCUGCAGUGAAAGUGUUCUUAAAAUGAACAUCUACUGAGUCAUCUGAGACUACUAUAACAUGAGAUAUAUGGCAGAAUGCGGGUAAAAUAGAGCCAGAGACAUACAAUUCUCCCCCAAGGAGUUCAGUCACAAAUUUAAUUAACACAUUUUUUAACGAGCAUCAUGAACAGGAAGCAUGUCCUCGGAAUGGUGGCCGAAGCUUGAAGGGGCUUACGAAUGUUUAGCAUAUCUGGUAUGUAAAUACCUUGCAAUGCCAACUACAAAAGUCCCUUGCAAACGCCUGUUCUCACUUUCUGGUGACAUUGUAAAUAAGUGGGCAGUAUUAUCUCCUAUAAAUGUAAACAAACUUGUUUGUCUUAGUGAUUGGUUGAACAAGAAGUAGGACUGAGUGGACUUGCAGGCUCUAAAGUUUUGCAUUGUUUUGUUUUCGAGUGCACUUAUGUAACAAAAAUCUACAUUUGUAAUUUUCACUUUCACGAUACAAGUACUGUAGUGCAAUCUCUUUAUGAGGUGAAUUGAAAAAUACUAUUGAUUUCAAAUAUUUGCACUGUAAAAAUGAUAAUCAAAAAUAAUAUAAAGUGAGCAGUGUAUACUUUGUAUUCUGUAUUGUAAUUGAAAUCAAUAUAUUUGAAAAUACAGAAAAACAUCCAAAAUAUUUAAUAAAUUUCAGUUGGUAUUCUAUUCUUUAACAAUGCGAUUACAACUGCGAUUAAUCACAGUUAAUUUUUUUGAGUUAAUCAUGUGAGUUAACUGCAAUUAAUAGACAGCCCUAUUUUUCUACCUUUUAUUUAAAGGCACAGAGGGGCUGCACUUGCUACAUGGGGUUGAGAAAUAUGCCCUGGAGCAGACAGCAAGCUGCCUAACAACUACACAAUCUCUUCUAAAUGCUGAGCAAGCAAAAAUGUUUGCAUGUGGAUUUGUAAUCUGUGCUGCUCCAUGUGAAGUCACCAAAGGGUAACGCCUUGGUCUAUGUGUGUAUAUAUCAUGAGCAUAAUGUCAAGACUCAAUAAAGUUAUAAGGAUAUAAUGA